AUGCAGUGUCUGCUGAACCAAGCAGGAAAUGAAAGUAUACGUCACGAGGUGCAGCCGGCUUUGGCUCUGGUUCAGAGGGACGACAGGACCCACGGACUGGUCACUGCAGAGCCGCUGGUCAGCCGGGGGAGGAAGAAGAUGAAGAUGAAGAUGAAGCUGCUUAAUGCUCCCAUGGCGAUGAUACACCUCCACUCGUCCCUACUACACCACCACUCGUCCCUACUACACCACCACUCGUCCCUACUACACCACCGGGUCCCCCCUACACCACUGUCCCUACUACACCACCACUGUCCCCUACUACACCACCCCCGGCCAACCCCUACACCACUCUCCCCCCACCACUACACCACCACUCGUCCCUACUACACCACUCGUCCCUACUACACCACCACUGGUCCCUACUACACCACCCGUAGAUACACCUCCACUGGUCCCUACUACACCUCCACUCGUCCCUACUACACCACCACUGGUCCCUACUACACCACCACCCGUAGAUACACCUCCACUGGUCCCUACUACACCUCCACUCGUCCCUACUACACUACCACCCGUAGAUACACCCCCACUGGUCCCUACUACACCACCACUCGUCCCUACUACACCCCCACUGGUCCCUACUACACCACCACUCGUCCCUACUACACCCCCACUCGUCCCUACUACACCACCACUCGUCCCUACUACACCCCCACUCCUCCCUACUACACCACCACUCGUCCCUACUACACCCCCACUCGUCCCUACUACACCACCCCCCGUUCCUGGACCACAGCACCUCCUACUAGAGGUGUGUCCGUGUGUCUGCGUUACCUGACCGAAUAUCAAGCAGACAUCCCCAAAAUCUUCACACUCAGUCCAUCCGGCAGAAGGCCUCUGCAAAUGGGAGUCAGUUCUUCAGGGUGGUACAAACUAUCCUUUGACAGAUAUGGUUAUUACAACCUGUACUUGCAACCUUACAUAAGGUUCUCGCCACACAUCUAUUCGGAAAUCUGGACCAGAGUCUGCCUCACUGUGGACACCAUGAAGAAUGUGGCCCAGGUGUUCAGCGAUUGGAGCAUGAGCAUCAAGAAGAUGCUGUUUACUAAUUAUGUCUGGUCAGGUGAGCCUGUGAUUGAUUUUUCAGGUUUUGAUGGUCAGGUGACAGGUGUCCAGGUCUGGGAUUAUCCUCUCAACUACAGAGAAGUCUUCAACUACAUGAACAACGGUAGCUACGGGUCUUACUCUGGCUCCGCCCUCUCCUGGUCCUACAUCAGCUACUCCCCCAGAGGAAACGUCCUGUUGGAGGACGCCUAUCAACCGCAGUGGCAGGACCAACAGCCAAUCAGACGCAGCAAGGACAGGAAAUGGAGUCGGCCAAAGGGAGAGAAGAAGAAAAAGAGCGAGAACGGCUUUAAUGAAAAACACAACGCCAGGCGACAAAGGCUGUAGUCUCCGUUUUUCACUUAAUAAUAAAGAAAGUAUCAAUCAAGCAACAAUUAAAGGUACAAUAUGUAACACUUCUGCUUUAAAAUGUCUAAAAACGACCAUUCCUACGUUAUAUAUUUUU
Messenger RNA from Perca flavescens (yellow perch), 1552 nucleotides. Its product is annotated as extensin-2. The transcript is spliced from 6 exons. Bases 1 to 1434 code for a protein of 477 amino acids. The record is from RefSeq and is a predicted model, not a curated record. NCBI's taxonomy places the organism in Eukaryota, Metazoa, Chordata, Actinopteri, Perciformes, Percidae.